UUCUCCAUUCAAACCCAAAGACUUUUUUUUAAUUUCUUUCUUUUAAACCUUAUAUAUACACAUACAUUAAUAACUUCAAGAGAUAAGCUACAAAGUCCCCACCAACCAUAUACGCGACCUCACACACAACCACAAACACACACUCUUUUCUUGUUGUGGUGCUUCUCCUUAUUCUCUCUUUCUUCUUCAUGUCUGUUGAACCUAAGGAACUUUACUACCAGGACCUUGUCCUAGACCCCAAUAUUAAUAAUCAACAUCAGGGCACAGAAGCAGGAUCUAAUAAUACUAUGUACGAAAAGCACUUUUCCUCUACCAUAAUUCCUUCAGAUUCAACAGCAUAUGAUUCAUCACAAGCCUUUGAUCCCUCUUACAUGAGUUUAACUGAGUGUUUGCAAGGGGGCAUGGACUACAAUUCACUUGCAACUUCUUUUGGCCUUUCUCCUUCCUCGUCUGAGGUUUUUUCUUCUGUUGAUGGGAACCAAAAGCCAGCAGUAGAAGGAGGAGAUGGAGGUGGUGGUGGUGGUGGCAGUGAAACCCUUGCGACCCUUAACUCUUCAGUCUCUUCUUCAUCUUCUGAAGCCGGGGCUGAGGAAGAUUCUGGAAAGAGCAAAAAAGAAAGGCAGGUGAAAACAGAAGAAGGAGAAGAAAACUCUAAGAAAGGGAACAAGGAGAAGAAGAAAGGAGAGAAGAAGCAAAAGGAGCCAAGGUUUGCCUUCAUGACCAAGAGUGAGGUUGAUCACCUUGAAGAUGGAUACAGAUGGAGAAAAUAUGGACAGAAAGCUGUCAAGAAUAGCCCUUACCCAAGGAGCUACUACAGGUGCACAACACAGAAGUGCACAGUGAAGAAACGCGUGGAGAGGUCAUUUCAGGACCCAACCACUGUGAUAACAACGUAUGAAGGUCAGCACAACCAUCCGGUCCCCACUUCUCUCAGAGGGAAUGCGGCUGCGGGAAUGUUCACACCUUCUUCUUUGCUAGCCACACCAACUCCACUUGCAGCCGGGUCAAACUUCCCCCAAGAUCUCUUCCUUCACAUGCAUCACCCUCACCACCAAUAUCACAUUCACAACAACCUCUUCACCACACAGUCGACUACAAACACUACUACUGCUACUACUACCACUCCAUCCUCGUUUUACUCUUCCUAUAACAACAUUAACAACUCUCUUCUUCACAACCAGUUUCUUCCUCCGGAAUACGGCCUCCUUCAAGACAUAGUUCCUUCCAUGUUCCACAACAAGACCGGCCACCAUCACCAGAAUUAAUUGAUAUCUAUCCAUGCAAAACGUACUCAUUCUCUCUAUUUAUAUAUGAUAUCUAUAUCUAUAUAUAUCGAUAUUUGGCCUUGUUUAUGGUCCACUUUGUAUAUAUAAUUAAUUUGAAGAGAUAGAGUUUUUUGUUUAGUUAUGUGAUUCUGACUCAUUACACAGUCUAGCCUGCUUUGUUUUCGAAGUGCGUUAGCUAGCUUGGCAUCGAUGAUCUACUAUAUUUAGUGGGGGUGGAGACUGGUUUAAAGGAAAAUUAAAUCAUGGGGUACGUGUUUAGAGGGGCAUAAUUAUUAUAAGUACUUGUUAGAAACAAGAUCUUUUUUAUGUAUAUUAGUCAUGUGUAUGCAUGCAGCCCAUUUGGGAUUUUCGCAUCCAGUGGCUAGUGUAACGUUAUUGAUCUGAAUCUGAUUGAAAUUAAUAUUACUUUGAUGAGUUGGAGGACAUCA
Molecule: messenger RNA, 1714 nt
Organism: Glycine soja
Lineage: Eukaryota; Viridiplantae; Streptophyta; Magnoliopsida; Fabales; Fabaceae
Product: WRKY transcription factor 28-like
Exons: 3
Coding region: 189-1265 (358 amino acids)
Biological process (GO): regulation of DNA-templated transcription
Molecular function (GO): sequence-specific DNA binding; DNA-binding transcription factor activity
Source: RefSeq, a predicted model, not a curated record